Molecule: messenger RNA, 933 nt
Organism: Penicillium odoratum
Lineage: Eukaryota; Fungi; Ascomycota; Eurotiomycetes; Eurotiales; Aspergillaceae
Product: cysteine and histidine-rich domain-containing protein
Exons: 3
Coding region: 1-933 (310 amino acids)
Source: RefSeq, a predicted model, not a curated record
AUGGCGGAAAAGUGCGUCCACAAAGGAUGUGGGAAGACCUUCUCCGAUCCGGAGGAAGCCUGCGUGUACCAUCCGGGCCCUCCAGUGUUCCACGAAGGCCAGAAAGGCUGGAAAUGCUGCAAACCCCGCGUCUUGACUUUUGAGGAAUUCCUUGCGAUCCCACCAUGCACCACAGGCAAGCACUCAACUGUCGAUGACACGCCCGCUCCCGAGCCUCCCAAGGUCACCGAGGAACCUCCUGCUCCUGCUCCUGCCCCCGUCGAAGUGAAGCUGCCCGAGCGCCCCGCCAUCACCGCCAUUGCGCCGCCUACAACCCAAGCUGCCCCGCCAGCAGAGCCCGACUCGGAUGACCCGUCCUUGGAGAUUCCUGCCAACGCGACGUGCCGUCGGAGAGGCUGUGGCACUACAUACACCGGGUCCGCGGCGCGAGAUGACGAGAAAUGCGUGCACCACCCUGGCCAGCCGAUUUUCCACGAGGGCAGCAAAGGAUGGACCUGCUGCAAGCGCCGAGUACUUGAGUUCGACCAAUUCUUGAAGAUCCCCGGCUGCACAGAGAAAACAAGACACAUGUUUGUAGGCAAGCCCAAGCCUGAAGGCGAGGAGAAGGUGGAAACCGUUCGGAACGAUUUCUACCAGACCGCCACCUCCGUGAACGUUUCGCUCUACCUGAAGAAGAUCGACAAGGAGCGUGCCAGCGUUAAGCUCGCGGAGAACUCUAUCACCUUCGACCUCCCCACCUCCGAUAACAAGCGCUUCCAGGAUACCUACAACCUCUUUGCGCCAAUCGAUGCGGAGAAAUCGAGCUUCCGUGUGCUGGGCACUAAGCUGGAGCUGACACUGGUCAAGGCCGACGGUACCAGCUGGCCAGUAUUGCGCAGCGAUGACAAGUGGACUGGAGAGCGCAUUCAGAUUGGCAAUGCAGGACGGGCGUGA